Cannabis sativa is the source of this 750-nucleotide messenger RNA. RefSeq lists its product as uncharacterized. The coding region runs from base 1 to 750 and encodes 249 amino acids. The transcript is spliced from 2 exons. The record is from RefSeq and is a predicted model, not a curated record. NCBI's taxonomy places the organism in Eukaryota, Viridiplantae, Streptophyta, Magnoliopsida, Rosales, Cannabaceae.
AUGAGGCAUGUGAGGCACAAAAGAGAUCCUACAAAGUAUUGCAAAUACCAUAAGGACAUUGGGCACACAACCGACACAUGCUGUCAGUUGAAAGAUGAGAUAGAAAGUCUCAUCGCUCGGGGCCACUUCAAGCAGUAUGUGAAGAGACAAGGCAAUGGACACAACCAGCCCAGUCUACCUAACAACCCAAACAACCAGGGGUUACAACCUCCUCCUGUUGAAGGAGAGGACAUCCUGUCGGCGUUUUCCCUGGAACCUUUCAAGAAGGUAAAAAUUGGAGAACCUCCAAUAAUAUUCACAGAGGAAGAUGAGAUAAACGUGAGAUAUCCUCACGUUGAUCCAUUGGUGAUUACCAUUCAGCUCACCAAUAAAAGGAUAAAGAGGGUGUUAAUAGAUAACGGAAGCUCAGUAAACAUCCUUUAUAAGGAAAUGUUGAGGAUGAUGGGGCUCAAAAAAGCCAAAUUGAGGCCUUGUAUGGUAAAUCUUUACAGCUUCAUUGGUGACAGUAUUGCCAGUCUAGGCAUAAUCGAGCUCGCAUUGACCUUCGGUGAGGCACCCCUAUGCGCCACAUUUAUGCAAGACUUUUUAGUUGUUGACCUGCCAUCGGCUUACAAUAUAUUGUUAGGUCGUCUAGCAUUGAUCGGACUACGGGGUCAGUUCGAUGAAGCAUUUAUCCUUGAUAUUUCAAACACCAGAGGGUGUGGGAGUGGUGCUAGCUCGGGACUGCUAUCGCAUAGAGCUAUAACAUAG